GUUCGGUUUACCCAUGCUGCAAUGCGCUACACAUUCUCUCUAUCUACAAGAUGGCGGAAAAAAAGUGAACAGAAUCUAGAGAAAUCAUGGAGUCAAAAGAAUCGUACAAAGUAUGGCUCAGGCCUCUAAGGGGCAUGGCUUGACCUUCCCUUUCCGAGUCAAACCCCUCAAUCACUGCAGAACAUUUACAGACUUGUGUGGGAGAAGUGAGUUAUACGCUGACAGACCAUCAGUGUCCGUCAUAAAGCUGGAACCAGGCAGGAAUGGUUUACAACAAAACGGAUCAAAACCGAAAUCCACUACACCACAAUCACCAAACCAGCAACUGCCUCACGAUCAUAAAACCCACCAUCUGAAAUUCCAAGAAAACCCCGUACCCUGUGUCUCCAACAGCUGUCUGAAUACCGACCCUCACAAGGUUUCUGUGUUUCCCAGUGUGGGUGAAGCUUUAAAAACUCUACCCAAGAGAGAGACAUGUAAAACAUUGCUUGUCUGUCUGGAAGAUGUGUUCAGAGCAUUACCGAAUCAUUUAAAAGCAGUGAAACUCUCACAUGUGAAUAAACUAAUGAAUCAUUCACAAUCAGACAUUCAAAAGCAGCACCAAGAAAAUUUUGAAGAGGAACUGAAAAAGAGGCUGCAGAGGAAAUCCCCGGUUGAGAAGGUUUACAAAGACUCUUCUAUGGAGGCAGCAGAAGACAGAUCUGUUGAUGUUUAUUGUGAUACCCCUGUAAAACAGAACACAGCAUCAACAGGAAAACAAAAAUCCAAAGGAAAAAAGAAGGUCAUAGAAGGUCAGAGUCCAAGGUCAUCUCCAGGGAAACAGUCACCAAAGAAGAAAGCUGUCAGUGACCCAGCACUGGCCUGUGAUGGCGAUACUAAGUCUGGAACAGAGGAUGUUAAACAGGGAAAAAAGAAAGGAAAAGGGUCACCCUCUAAAAAGAACACAAAGUCCAUGGAGGGAGCUCUUAAUGGAGACUUAACAAAUAGCACCCCAGAGAAACAGAUCAUCAAAAGAAAGAAACCGAAAGUGAAAAUAGUUCACAGUACCACAGACAUUGAAAACAUUUCUACCUCUUAUACACCAUCCCCUGACUCCUGUAGUAGGAAGUCGUCUCUGAAUCUCUCCCUGACUGGCCUGACCAGCCCAGGGGAGGGGAAGGAGUUACACCUCUACACAAACCACAAUGAUAGUGCUAAUUCUCUACACAAUUCUGGAUGCUCUACUCCUUCAUCAGAGAAUAAAACGGUGGACAGUCCUUCUGGUCUCUCACCUUCUAAAGAGCUGGGUAGAAGAAUCAGGGCCCCUAAUAUCAGGUACUCUGAUGAUAUUCUUCUCUUGCCAUUAAAAUCACCACGAAGGAGCCGGUCUCCAAAGGGGAGUGCAGAAAAGGAGGGAGCAACAGGGGGUCCAGAGGAAAGUCACAGAGAGCAAAACUCUCCAGAGAAAGUAAAGAAAUCCAGUGAAUGCCAGACCUCACAACUCUACACUCUACUGACUAAGAAAGGUCAGACAAGUAAAAACAUGGUAGAGAAAACUCAAGUCAUGGACAGUGAACAGAAAGGCCAGCCACUAUCUCUAUUAGCACAGAGUUCCAAGGACCAACCGCUUACCAAUGGAGUAGUGGAGAACAUGGAAACUGAAUCUGUGAAGUCAUCAGAAAAACCCAAAAAGAAAAGAAAGAAGAAAUCUGAUGGAGAUGUCUCUGAAAAAUCAAAACCCAAAUCUGUGGAGAAAUCUGAAAAGAAGAAGGGAGAGAAAGUACAGAAAGGCAAAAGUCCGAAGUUAGGAGCAGAAAAAGUUAAAAGUCCUAAAUCAGGUGUGGAUAAAGUCAAAAGUCCAAAGUCCGGAGCAAUCAGGGCCUUACAGUUUGAUGAGAGUGUAGAGGAGUCCAGUAACACAGAGAACAAACAGGAGGACACAGCAGAGAAAGCUAAAGACACAAAGAAAGGGAAGAAGACAGGAACAACUCCAAAGAAACCCAGGAAAACCCCAGAGAAAGGAAAGAAAGCUUCCAUAAAAUCCUCACCAGAGGUACCAGUAAAGCAGACGAACAGUUCUCCAACCUCAAGUAAAUCCAAGUCAGAGAACACAGAUACACUGAUUUGUUUAGACAGCAACAAUUCUAGGUCUAUGGACCUGUUUUCAUUGAUAGCAAAAGUCAAAGACAAUAUGAGUUCCGAUACAUUUCCCACAUUUGCUGAUGAAGUUCUUCUGAAGGCAGAGGAAGAAGACAACAGUAAAGAAGAUUCAAAUGAGAAAAAUGAAAGUGAUCCCAAACCAGUGAGUGAGAAGCCUGAGAACAACCCACAAAGCCUGGAAAUUGUGGAUGACUUCUUCUCUGCAGACUUUCUUAAAGUCUCUCCAAAACAUACCUCAAAGUCACCAUUAGGUGAAAAGCCAAAACCAAGUACCAGUGCAGAACCUUCUACAAAACCAACUUCUGCUAAACUGGAAUCCAUUUUAUCAAACAUCAAGAUCAAGAAAAACUCUGUAGCAGAUGGAGGAACCAUGAAAGAUUCAGGUUGUGAGCUUCCUUCAACUGUGUCAUCCAAAACUGUAGAGACCACUCUGAAGGAGGAUGAACAGAUCAAAAUGAAGAAUGCUGGGAGAUUGGAUGGAAAAGUGACAGCGGACUCUUCUGCUUCUUUUGAUCCCAGUGUUCCGCUUCUGAUUGACACACAGGAAAGACGGAACAUUUUUGAUAUGAUAAUGACAGAUUAUCCGUCACCAAAUAACAUGAAAGGAAAGAAAGAUUGCUCAGAAAAACAGGAGGAGAAGUUAGAAAGUGACAAAUCUGAUAGUGAUGCUAAAAUUCCUAGUGAUAAUAAAGAUAUCUCUCCAAAGGCAAAUGAAAAUUUAUCACUAUCAUUACAGGGUGAACAAUCUGUGAUUGAAAAAAUUCAGGUAAAAUUGGGCAUUCCUUUGGAAGAGAGUCCUAAAAAACAAAAAGUGUCAGAAGGCAGUGAUAAAUGUGAAAGUUCUAAAAAACAAUCAGAAAUCAACAGAAGCCCCACUAAGUCUACUGUGUCACUGGUGAACAGAUCAUCCCCAUGCAGCAGAGAGGAUAGACGAGACCACAACAGCACCAAGGGGAGCUCGGACUUCGAGAUGGUGAUGGACACGGUCGACGAACAUCAGAUGUUAAUGGAUGUGGAGUCGGACUCCAAUCAGUUAUCUCCUCCAGAUGAGAAGACCGGGUCCUCUCGCCCGGUACCAAGGACCUCCACCCAGAGGGUCACAAAGGAACCCACCCCUCUAAGUGUCCUCAGCUCAAUAGAGACGGAGGUACAGGACGUCAUGUCUGCCUUCACCAGUAAUGUUCUGGACGAGUACCUCGACACGAAGACCAACAGGAAGGUCAAGCUCAGUCGACCCAUCAAGAGGACAGACUCAGAGGAGCGACUCGUGGACUCGGAGGAUGAACUAGAGGAGGUGACAGAGAUGCCAGAACAUUACGAUGAGUUCUCCGGGAUGAUCGAGCAGUGUGAGCCCUCGUUUGAUGAAGUGGAUGGGGUCUUGUUCACUUCCUUUGCAAAUGAGGAAGCACUAAAUGCACAUGUUAAAGUGGAGAAAAAGACUAAAAUAGGCAGGAAUGAGAGUAUUCUGUUAGGAAUGGCUAGGAUGAAGAAUCUGAGAGUGAAGCAAAAUCAGAUUCGGAAUAGUGUUCACCAGAAGAAAGAUGCCAGGUUAAAAGCGCUGAAGGAGCAGUAUAAGAUCAACCAAAGCCUGCAGGGAAUGCAUCUGGUGCUGCUGAAGUAUCAGAGAGUCUUCAAGAGAGAGCUGAUCCUAGAGCUGAUGGCAAAGGAACAGGAGAGUCCUGGCAGUGUCAGAGGAAAGACUCCCAAGAAGACAUCAGACAUCACCCAAAUCAAGGGAUGGAAGAACAAGUUUGGUCCUGAUGGAGAGAGUUUGGAGAUGAAAGCCAGUAAAGGAAAGUUACACUGGAGGACAGAGGAGAGACUUCUGAGGAACCACGAUCCAGAGCAACUCAAGCAGAUGGGGCUGGACCUUAAGAAGAAAAGGAGGAAGAACCUGGUGUUCACGAUCAGAAAGGGGAUGUCUAAAGGUGACCCCAGCAGAAUGGAGAAGAUUGACCUGACCUCACAUACAGAAGACGAGGAGGCGAUGGAGGGGGGAGAGAUGCAGCAGGAAGGGGAGAACAGUUUUGGUCAGGAACUUGUUGAGAUGGGUUACGAAAUCUUAGACACUGAAAAACAAAAAGUCAGGGACAAAAAACUAAGGGAGAAAUACAAGAAGUACCUGAUGAUGAAACUGAAGCUCAAUAAUGAAGAUAUUGAUAUUCUGAAGAAACUUGGAGGACAGAGGCUGAGAAGUGCACUGAAACCAGAGAGUCCUAAGAAAUUACCCCCACCCCCACCUCCCACUCCCCCACCCACAGAAGAGGGGGACAGAGAUGGGGAUACAACCACAGAGGGGUCACUGGAUACACCAUCCAAAAAGAAGAGGAAGAGGAAGAAGAACUACUUCUGUAUCAUCACCCUGAACAGCAGCAUGGCAAACGCGGCUCUGUCAGCUCUUCAUCCCAAGUUUGUGGUGAAGGGGAAGAAGAAAGCCAAGGCUGUCAAAGCCAUCAAAAAGGAGGUGAUGGAUCCAGAGAUUGAGCAGCAGAGUAGGGGUGGAGCCAAGGAGAAGGUCGGGGAUAAAACUGAUGAUAGGAGGACGGAGGAGAGCAGGGAGGAGUUUGACAAAAUGUGUGACAAGCCAGGUUGUCGCUAUGGUUGUAUCUGUCACCUAUGUAAAUUUUCUGGUGGAUCACCUGAGACUGCAGACCUGAAUAACACAGAGAAGAAGUGUACCAAGGAGUACUGUCGUCUGGGCUGUAUCUGUGACGAUAACCUUGACAAGGCCAGCAAACAGCAUUGUGGGAAACCCGAGUGUAUGAUCGAGUGUACCUGUGACCCAGUUGCCAGGCGACGGACCAGUAGGUCAUCCUCACAGGGAGAGAAGUCAGAGGGUGGAGGGAACUCUGAGGAGAGUCAGCCUGUCCCUCAGGUGGAGGGGCAGACAAAGAAGUCGGGGAAAAAACCCCAGGUCAUACCUCAGAGAAAAUCCACUUACCGACUCGCCAAGAACCUGGAUGCAGUGAGUCGUAAAGCCAUGCUGGUGUACGAGGCCAGUGAAAAGUUUGAGUCUCAGAAAACCAGGACACAGAAGAAGAAACAGGACUCCAAUGAAAUCCAGAUUCCUAACUUUACCAUAGAACAUGCUGGAAAACAACAGGCAGUAACAAGUAUUCCCCGGACAGAAGUGAGCGCCGCUGCACCCCUCCCUCAGAAGAAACCUCAGGUGACGGUAGCCCUGGUGCCCUCCCCGGGCCUCCCCAUGUCUGGACCGGUCACACUCUCUGUCCCUCAGCCCAGGGUCAAACCGGCCCCCAUACAGACAGAAAUGUACCGCAAGGCUGCAAUGGCACUGAAGCCUCAGUCUAAGAAGGCAGUGGACGACAGUGAGAUGGCGCUGUUUGAGUCAGACUCGGAGAAUGAGGAUAUUCUGGAAGUGGUCUCUUGUGCCAGAGUGGACGCUCAAUACACCAGGGGGUACCACCCUAAGAAGUGUACGUGUGGUAAGGACCACGUCCAGAGUCGGGCUAUCUCCUCCCCGUGUCCCCCCCAGGGCGGCGGUCAGAUGGCCAGUAGUGGACUGUCCGCACUACAGCACAGGCUCACGGGAAAACCCAUAACUGAAGCUGUCUGGCAAACCCAGUGGGUGUGUCUGAAGAGCAACAAACCCCCAACAGAAGGGGACUCUGUCAAACUGCUAGAAAUCCUGUCUAACAGUAACUGGGAACCUCACAAACAGAAGAUACUCUCCCGGAUCUCCCGACACAUCCACCACAAAAACCAGCCAGAGGGUCAGGUGGACAGCUACCCUCAGCCCUGCCUCAUACACAUCGGGGAGUUCGAGAUCGAGUUCCUCCCAAAGUCCAGCAAACCCGCCACUAUUCCUCCCGAAGUCAGGAACAACAUGCCUUCAGCAAUAUUCUCCAUUCGAGUCAGAAUUUCUGCCAGGGAUUUAAAUUUCCCUAAACUGUUUAAGGCACUUCCAUUAGAUAAUACAGUGAAGAACAAGAAUGUCUUGAGCUCAAUGUCAGAGAAAAUAAACAUUGUAAACAAGCCCCCACAGCCCGUGAAUGUUCCGACCAGUGAGGGAGAAAUCAACAAACCCAGCCUGGGUGUGACGGGAAUAUCAGGCUUCAGUCGGCUUCAGAUCAAUAACCGCUCCAUCGUCAACAAGGACGGAAGCUCCCCCACAGACCGAUCUCAUCUUCACCCGAUCUCCACCCAACAAAUGACUCAGAUGAAGCCCUCACAGAUUCACAGUCCUUUAUCAACCAUCGCCUCAACAAUAACCAUACACAGCAGUGGGGGUAGACUGGUCAUCCCCAAUACAGCGACUGUGACCCCUCAGACUGGGGCAAUGACCGCCCAGACCGUGACAGUGAACCCCCAGACUGCCACGGUGACCAAAGUCCUCCCGACUGUCCCUAAAGUAUCACCCUCCAUUACAGUGUCGUCUGCAGCUCCUCAGGUGACCACUACUUCAUCCCUGACAUCCAUACCAUCAACAAAAAUUAGCAACAUUAAAAAUCAAGAAUCUUCAGUCUCUGUGAUAACAAGCAUUGAGCAGCCUUCUGUCCAAACAUUAAAAUCUAUGAUGAACAUUAUACCAGGUUCUUUCAUUCCUUCAGAAGUGGGGAGUUCAGAGAAACCAUUAGUUAGUACUCCCAUCAUCUCAACAUUAGUAAAAGGGAGUGAGGUCUUUGCCAGACUUGGUGCAAUAACCACCUCCACGGUGGCUCCUAGUCAAACUCAUCCAACAUCAAACCCCAUUAAUGUUACAGCUACCUCAGUGAUCACAGCAACCACUUCAAUCACCACCGAUAAACCACUAACGACUAUAUCCGUGAUAAAACAGUCCUCGGGUCAAUCUAUCCAGCCAGCGGUCAACAAGUCUACCUUAGUCUCUCUUCACUCUGUCCUCCAAAAUAAGACAGUUUCCUCUUCUUCACCAGUCGUAGCCAAACCAUUAUACCUAGCAACACCUGUUCUUUCUUCCACUGAAACUAAAGUGCCUGUCAAUAGCAACACUAUGCAGGUUCACGACCUUCGACCUCCCGCCAGCCUCAGUAUGACUCAGGUUCAGGAGAAGGUCUGCGUCCUGGGUCCCAAGUCUUCCCCCGUGACAUUACUGGGUCCCUUCACUUCCCCCUCCAGUAUCCCUAAAGUUCUGCCUCAGAUGAAGAUCAUCCAGGAUAAGGAUGGAAAGCCUGUCAUCCAUCUUGUUCCUUUUCCUGGACCGGUGUAUUCCAAACCAGUUCCAAUGACCUCAGUUCUGAAGAGCUCGCCUUUAGUAAAUUCAGGGGCACCAGCAGGAACUGUGGGGGAGAUGAAGAAUCCAACGAACGUGUUUACUUUGUCGGAUGUGUCUACUACCACGACCAACGUCGCUCACGUCUCUAACGCGUCCACCACGGUCACUCAGAGCACAGUACCAGCCAUGUCAGAGAAAGUCCAGGGGCCACUACUGCCUAAACUGGGAGACCAGAUCCUUCUAGUGUCCAGUGAUGAACAGAAUCUGAAACUCCUAACAAACAAGCUCAAGGUGUGUGAUAACCAGAGAAGUGUGAAUGACCAGAACAAGAAGGCAGAGGACUCAAACAGAAAAGUCACUGAAGAGUGCAGCAGUACUGAAGGGAGCAAGGAAGUGAACGAAGUCCCUCAGCAAUCAAAGGAUGAAAGUGUUCCUGUGAAGCGAAAGCUUGAGGAGGAGAGAGAGGAGGAGAGAAAGAAAUUAAAAACCAGUGACAGUGAGGACAAAAAACCCACAGAGGGAGGAGGUAGUAUGAGAGAGAGUCAGAGUGUGCUGGCCAAGAUCCUCCUUUCUGACUCCGUUAAAGAGACCUACAGUAAAUACAGAGACAUCAAGGCUGACGUGGUGAAGGAGGACACCAAGAAAGAGGACACACCAUCAUCUACCAGUUAUAAAGAAAAUGUUGUAGGCAGUAAAGAUGAAGACUCGAAAAACACAGAAUCAGGUAACUCAGGUAAUUCUGUAAAGGGACAAGAGGAGCUUAAAGACCCAGAGGACAAAGAGAAGACGCGGGAAGCAGACUCAGAGAGUGAGUGUGGUAGUCCAGACAACAGGGGCCUCCACACAGGGGCAGACCUGGACUCCAGCUGUGAUAAGAGUGACGAAUCGGAUGCCACCGUGGUCGGAGGAAUCGAUGCAGAACAGAAAGAUCCUGAGGGAGAGAAGGCAGACAAAACAGACACGGCUGACGGGAAAUCUAAAGAGGAUCAGACGACAGAACCAGAGGAACAGCUCAACAACAGUGACAGAGAACAGAACACUGAAAAAACUGCAGAACAGGACGUUAUUUAUAUUUCUGAUUCACCUGUGAAAAAACCAUCAGGAAGAACAUCUACUGUGUUUGAUAAUGUGAAUCAAAAUUAUCCAGACAAAUCCAAUGCAGAGUCCAGCGAGGCAGGGGAUGGUACAGACGCUGGUGAGAUUUCUGAGGAGAGGGUAUCAUCACUGAAGCGAUGUCUGUCCCAGGAGGACAAUGAGGGUAACAAGAGGUCGCGGACCGAGGACAAGGCUGAGGACAGUGAGGAGGACCUGUGUAUGACGGUGGAGGACACAGAUGAUAUGGCUGUCAUCAUACCUAACGAGGACUGUGUGGAAAUCAUCAACUCAUCAGAUGAGGAGAUAGACAUAGAGACAGAGACGGACGUCAACAUGAACAAACUCCUGAGGAAGCAAUCAGACACCAGGUGGGAGUACUUCAACCCGAACUGUAACGUCCACUGUAUCAACAAGAAACCCCACGCCAAACGCAAAACCAGCCACAAGACCAUCGUACUCAAAGACGACUUCCACUUCAGAGAGGGUGUGCUGGAGGACCCCAAAACCAGGAGAAUUCAAAUGAAGAAAAACAAGGAGAAGCAGCGUCGUGAGGAGAUGAGGAUUUCCUUUAAGGCCUUGGCUGAGUCUAUGUAUGGAGAGGACAAAGAUGACACCAAGUACUCACAAAUCCUCAACCACACCGAGCCCAAAGUACAGCUCCUCAAUAAGGCCAAAGAGAAGAUUGAACACAUGGAGGAGAUAAGUCGUAUGAUGGCGAGUGAUAAACAGUCUACUCAGGCCCGGAAUGUACAACUGCAGUCUAAACUAAAGAGUCUGAAAGAAUUUAUCAUCCAAGAUAGAGGAAUGUCAUGGAUGGUUCUACAGGCUCACCUAGACAAGAUCUCUAAAGUCUGCAAGAAGAUAUUCCUGAACAUGCCGGCCAUUCUGAAGAAGCGAGCCAUGGAUCGUCGAGCCGCAUCGGGAUCAUCCGUUCCCAGUUCAGUCCGGUUAAAUUCCGCGUUUACCAGGCCUGGUGUUAUCUCCAGACCUCCCAGGUCUGUCCUGACGUCUAACUCUAACGGACCGGUACCAAUACAAAUGGUGUCCUCGGAACAGGUCAGAUCCAUGGCUAAAAAUCAGGAACUAGCCCGGACCAAGGAGAACUUAUCUAGCCGUCCAGACAUAUAUAUAGACUAUGCAGAGGAGGAACACGAAAUCUGCGAAGAUCUGAUGAGACGCGAAGAAAAAAAUCGUAGAAAGCAGAUUCAUGAGGUUAACCCGAGUGAUGAUUUUAGCUUUGAAAUCGGUGACCUUCCUAGUUUGUUCAAGAAGUCGGAAUACAGUGGGAGCUACUCUGUUCAGGAGGGCAGAAUAGUCAGUAAUUCUCCGAGUCUGAAAAGUGAAGCCCUGAAUAAUGUGGACAGUGAGGAUGACAAAGUGAUCAUCGCUGACGAGUACGAUGACUCCGGGAAGAUGACUGUCUACAGACUGAACUCUAACCCCAUAGUGGAGGUACCUAUGUCAAACACGGGUAAAAUAGUCACCUCAGAGGUCCCCGAGAUCAAACCAUUGACACAGGACCUGGAGGAUCCUAAUGGAGAGGAAGAGACGCCUAUGUUAGUCAUUACAGAGGUCAAAAGUCUGUCCUCAGACCAGUAAAUAUUAUGGAGGUUAAAACUCUGUCUUCAGAACAAGGAAGGUUAUUAUAGAGCUUAAAACUCAGUCCUUGGACCAGUAACAGUCAUUUUGAAGGUCAAAAGUCUGUCCUUAGACCAAUAAUGGUUAUUACAGUGGUCAAAGUCCUGUCCUUCAACCACUCCUGGUCAAUACAGAGGUCAUAAGUCUGAAUCAGACCACUAAUGGUCAUUACAGGUGGAAAGUGGUUCCUUUGUAACUAAGUAUGGUACCGAUCAUACAAGACAGUCCUCCCACUCUAUGUUGAUGUCAGGGUGCUGCUCACCACUAGAUGUAACCCCAAAGACCCCUUUCUUAUUUCAAUUCUAGCAUCCACAUGUUUCAAGUUUCAGUAAACAGGAUCUUGAUUAACCCAGAUGAUUGAAUUCUGUCAUCUUAGAUGUCUCUGACCAAUAUGAUACAAAUAUCAGCCCAUCGCUCUUCAUUUACUUUUAUUUAGUGGUACAUGCUAUGGUGUUUCCCUCUGUGAUGGUCGGAUGGCCAGAUAUUAACUUUGGCCACGAUUCACAACCUGUAACAAUAACUUUCAUUUUACAAAGAAAUCCGUUGUUAUUUAUAGUUAGAUAGCUACAUCAGUAUUGAGAGCUCUUUGAAAUGUUAUGAAUAUUUAAAAUGAUGAAGUUUUUAUGUUAAAUGUGAUACAGAAAUUAAGAUACGUACCCUGGCCGAUUGUGUGAACAGAGAUACGUAUAAAUAACUGACCUGUAUUCUCUAUCCCAGAUGAUUAUAUCUUGAAUUCAGAUGAUUAUAUCUUGAAUUCAGACAUGCAAGAUUUUUGUGUAUGCCAAGAUGUACACAGAAUUGUGAUAAUAAUGUUAUGUAUAUAAAAUAUAUAUAUUCCCAUGUGUUCAUUAUGCUGUAGGAUUUUCCGUCUUUGAAUUUUUACUUUUUAUGAAAUCCUGUGUCCAUUCAGUGCUAGUUAAGCGUGAUUGUGUUUCUAUUAAUGACUGUCUUUAUUUCUGAUUUAUUUUGUUUGUGUUUAUGGAUGAGAAGAAGUGUUUAUAUGGAUUUCUCUGUAUUUUGUGAGGUGUGCUACUUUAUUAAGAAGUAUCUUGUGUGUAUGACUUUUAAAUUUUUGGUUCAUUAAAUACAUUUACCUUAAUUAGAGAAAUGUAAAUGACAUUUCCAUGCAAGUAUCUUUACGAUGCAGACCUGUUUUUGUACAUACAUAGCUUGAUGUGUUGUCAUACACAGAAGCUAGCUUAUAGCUUGAUGCGGGUAUCAUAGCAAACAUGCAGAACAAUAAAUUUAUUAUAAAACCAUGCA
This is a messenger RNA of Saccostrea cuccullata (small rock oyster), 11329 nucleotides long. RefSeq lists its product as uncharacterized. The record is from RefSeq and is a predicted model, not a curated record. The coding region runs from base 113 to 10027 and encodes 3304 amino acids. Lineage: Eukaryota; Metazoa; Mollusca; Bivalvia; Ostreida; Ostreidae. The transcript is spliced from 15 exons.